UACGUAAAUGUAAUGGGACAGAUGUGUCCGAUGUGGAUAAAAAAACGCUCGAGAUGUAAAAAAUGCAUCCGAUGUGGAUUCUCAAACGCAGCAUAGAUUAUGUGUCACAAAUAUCUGUGGGUGACGGGUGACAGUGUGUAAAGUGAAGUGAAGUGGCAAGGUUGAAAACGUAAAAGUUGUCAAGUCAUAAUAAUCAUAAGAUAUAUUAUAAAGGUCGGUGAUAAAUAAUUAUUUAGAAGUAGACUCCUAACAUGGCUGAAUCGGCUGAAUCAAGUGAAUCAACAUCAACAGUAUCAGCCGGAAUAUUAACAAAUAUAUUUCUUCAAAUAGUGCAGAGUCCCUUGAAUAUUGCCUUAGUUGGUGUAAUACUGUUUUUAGUGUACAAUAUAUUUAAGAGUCGUAAUAAGGAUGUACAAGUUCGUCCUGCUGAACCCGAGUUGCCCAAGUUAAAGAAAAAAGAUUUCACAGUUGAAGAAUUAAAGAAAUAUGAUGGUACUCAGGCUGAUGGUAGAGUAUUGGUUGCAGUAAAUGGCGGUGUUUACGAUGUGACAAGAGGAAAAAGAUUUUACGGUCCAGGUGGUCCUUAUGCAGCCUUUGGAGGAAAAGAUGCUUCUAGAGGUCUUGCUACCUUCAAUGUCACAGCAGCUGGUGAAGGUUAUGAUGACUUAAGUGAUUUAACUACAAUGGAAAUGGAUUCAGUAAAGGAGUGGGAAUCACAAUUCAAAGAAAAAUACGAUUUCGUUGGAAGACUUCUAAAACCUGGUGAACAACCCACAAAUUAUUCAGAUGAAGAAGAUGAACAGCCGUCAGUAACGGCCGAACAGCCGUCAGUAACGGCCGAGAAAAAGAAAGAUGAUUAAAAAACAAAGAAAUAUUCAGAUAAAAAAAGGCUGAAACGGUUAAACGACCGUUCUGUAAAAAAUAGAAAUGUGUCCGGUCUCUGUAAAACUAGGCACUAAGGUAAAAACAUUUUUGAGUAGUAUUGGGAGAAUUGAUAAUCAUUACACAUUUUUAAGUCGAUAACAAACUUUUAAACUAGCAUUCUAAUUUAUAUUUGUCAAGGUUAAUGUCUAACAAUUAUUUUUUUUAAAUAAAUUAAAUACGAUUACCACCUCUCUUCCAGUCCCGAUUUAGCUCAAGUAAUGCAAAAACUGUUUACACUUCACGGGUUAAAUUGAAAUCGAAAAUUUCAGUAAUUUUCGCACAAUUUUUUCGAAAAAUACAAAAUUACUUUCUUUAAUCGUAACCAGUUGUCUAGUUUUACAUGACCUAAAGUAUUUCUAAAUGACUUCUAAAACUAUAAGCGUUACGGGAAAACAUCCAGCAACUUAAUUUUUUAUCUUGAUUUUUUUUAUAAAAUAGUGUUGGAAGUUCACUCUACAUUUUGUAAUUUUAAAUAUUUUCCAUUUUAUUGAAAUUAAGAGGAUAUGGUUUUUAUAAUUUAUUUAUAUUGUGUAAUUAAAUGAUAAAUAAUGUGCUCGGUUAAAAUAAAUAUAUAAAGUUAUUUAAACUUUUAAAUUGUCUUCACUCAGUAUGCCAAUUGUAUUUCUAUCCACUGUGAGAAAUUAUUAAUGUGACUUUCUUUGCAAACCUUUCAACCCGCUUAAUUGGAUAAAAUAUUUAAUGUAUAUAUUUCUAAACAAAAAAUCAUCACAGAAUCAUCAAAUUGGUCAUGAAAAAUAUCUAAGAAACAAUUGGGGAAUCUCUUAAAUAUGAAGGGAUGCAGUGACAUGUAAGUUUGAAGGUUAAAGAUAUUUUUGUAAAAUUAUGCCUGAAUUUGAAUGUUUGAUAAAAUGCCCAAAUUAUUUUAAUUAUUUAUCCAGUAUGUGUAUCCUCAACCGAUUUCAAUUUGUAAUUGCGUUAUAAUUUUUGGGACAUUAAAAUAGUUUUUAUUUUUGUUAGUGUACACAAAUAUUCAAUGGUAUUAUAAAAUGAGACAAAAAUAAAACAAAAAUAAUUGGUGAUAAUGUGUGUUUACUUCUAGUGAAGAUAAUAAUAAUAAUAAUAAUAACUAAGACCUUGAAAGAUACUAUAUUAUUUAAUAUUUUUAUCACUAAUUUAUGUAAGGUUAAACAUAAAAUAAAACAAAUUAAAAUGCUUUUAAACAGGAAAGCCAAAAUUAAUAUAAACUACUUUUUUUGUUUAUAGCUUCAAAUGUCUUUCUAUCAAGUAUAAUAAAAGAUACAGUAUUGUCCAGUUGCAACACUAUAGUAGAAUUACUAGGCCUUAAAAAAAUCGUAAAUUCAUCCACAAACACGAACUAACGUUUUAAUGAUUUGUAUACUUUUGUAUUAGAUGGUGG
Messenger RNA from Psylliodes chrysocephalus, 2302 nucleotides. The record is from the annotation of a GenBank genome assembly. NCBI's taxonomy places the organism in Eukaryota, Metazoa, Arthropoda, Insecta, Coleoptera, Chrysomelidae.